AAGGAAAGAAAAAAAACCUAAAUCACGGAAGAGAUUCUGCUGUCCUACUAGUUUGGCAAGUUCUCUAGGCUCAAAGCAGCGUAGAAAGGCGGUGAAGAGGGCAGAAACUCAAAUUUGCGCACAUUUAUACACUUCUCUUGUCCGGCAGACGGUAUAAGAGAGAGGAGUCAUGGAGGCUGCAAUUCAGACCAUGGUGAAGGUCUUUCUGAAGUCAUCCAAGGGAAAGGAGAGUCUAGGAAAGAAAGAAUUCCAGGGCCUUGUCAAGAACCAGCUCUCCAACAUCCUUACGGACACAGACAGCAAGGAGGCGGUCAACAACAUGGGCCAGGGACUGGAUGCCAACCAGGAUGGCAAGGUUGGUUUUGAGGAGUACAUGAAGCUGGUCGGCUACCUGGCAGUCUCACUCAGCGAGCAACGUGCCCUCGCCCAAGAGGAGCCUGCCCAAAAUGCUGCGUCCGGACAAGUGGCACAAAGUGCCCCGGACAAAGAGGAAGAGAAGCCAGAGGCAAACGCAGAGGCAAAAAAGGAAGCAAAGCCAGAGGCAAAUGAAGAGGCAAAGGCAGAAGCAACUGCUGAAGUAAAGGUAAAAUCAAAUGCAGACGCAAAGGUAGAAGUAAAGGUAGAGGCAAAGGCAGAGGGGGAGAUGGAGCCUGAGGCAGCAAAGGAGGGGAAGAACCCAGCAGCAGCACCAGCGCUAACAGUCAAGGCGGCAGCAACGUCAGUGGAAGUGGUCGUGAAAGAAGAAGAGAAGGCCGGGAAAACAGAAAAGGUGGAGGCAGCUUCAGAGAUACUGGCUGCAACUGUGGAGGAAGAAGUGGAGAAGAAGACAGAGGAGGCAACCUCAUAGGGGACAAUCCAUUCCUUCACAAAAAAAUCACACUACACGCUUACAUUUAACGCUACACAGAGCAUAGCAAUUAAUGCCAAAAUAAGUUAGUAAACCACAAAAUAAUUUUUUUCAAAUAUACACGACUUUGAAAUACAAAAUAUCGGUGAAAGUUCAAACACUACAAACCCAGCUCUGAAGAAACCCCAUUCCUUAUAUAUGAUAAAUAAUACAUGUACAUGACAGUAGAAUUAUUGCUUUGUACUACUAGUUACCACUAUGUUCAUAUGUACAGCAUGUGCAUCCCACUAUAUAGCACAUUUACCUCAUUAUGAUCAUAUACUAUGAUAGCAUGCAGACCUACACUAUCAUAUGCAUGCCAUAUCCCUGUGAAAACUUUACUGCAAAAUGUAAUUUACCUGCAGCAGCUCACUGACACACAUGACCAAAGUGUCACUGUAUGUUAACACACCACUGCAGCCAAUAUGUUAGUUUAAAUCCCGUCCUCUCCCCACUUUUGUCUUUAUCUGGGUCUUUAUCUUCUUCCCAUUGGUCUUUAGUAAAACAUCAGCAGUAUACAUCUUGCUAAGCACUUAUGGUUUAAAGGAAUAGUUUCACCAUUUGGGAAAUAUGCUUAUUGGCUUUCUUGCCAGGAGUUAAAUGAGACGAUUGACACCACUCUUAUAUGUGUCCAUUGAAUAUGAAGCUACAGCCAGCAGCCAGUUAGCUCACUAAUUAACAUGUUAUAUCUGGGCAGUUUAAUCUUGUUUACACUUUGGUUUUUGUGCGGAUUAAACAAACAAGAUAUAAUUUGUUAAUUAGUGAGCUUUAGAGGUGCUGGUAGGUGGAUUUUGUUGACUUCGGACAGAGCCAAGCUAGCUGUUUCCCCCUGUUUACAGUCUUUAUGCUAGGCUAAGCUAACCUGCCGCUGGCUGUUGCUUAAUUUUUACCGUACAGACAUGAAAGUGGUAUCGAUCUUCUCAUCUAACUCUCGGCAAGAAAGCUAAUAAUUUCCCAAAAUGUUGUACUAUUCCUAUUAUGGUUGCAUGAAAAUCUGUCAAUAACACUAUAUAGAAUUUUUACAAUUUCAUCUUUUAACUCAAUGCUAUGGAGCUGAUUUGGCAUGACAAUAAACAAAUUGUUUUGCUGAAGCUGUGCAUUAAUUCAGCUCAUCUUAAUUGUGUACUCAGUGCACCAUCACACCAUCUUCUCUCUAUCUUUCUAGUCUACAUUAUUGGCUAUCUCUCUUUCUCUUUUUUCUGUAAUUCCCAGAGAGGUUCACUUUAUGUGGAUCCUACAGUAUAUUCUCUUCACUCGUAGUCAGCCAUGUAUUAGGAAGAUCAAGUGUGGCCCUUGGCUAAAUAAUUAAGCUUCAAGAAUGGAAUCCACACCAAAGGACCCUUGCGGUCAAAAGGGAGCCCAAAAUAGUCCCAUGAGAGUGGGUUGGUGACUAGAGGAGCAGGUCAGAGAAGGUGUUCAUGCAACCUAAUCCACCUGGAUUAGAACUGGUAGAGAAGAACAAGAUAACAAACGCCAAGAAGUCAAGAAACCCAUAGAAGGUGUCACGUGGAGGCAAUUUUUAUCUCGAGUACUUUACGAUACAAUUAGUGCAUUUUUAUUUGGUGUGUUUCUUCCAAACCAUAUGGUAUUUAAAUGGUCGGGUUCUACUUAUUGAUCCAUAAAGGUGCUGGACGGUACAUUAUCUAGAGUGACCACUGGUAGCACUGGAUUGGAGUGACAGAAACUUGACCUUUGUUUUGGAGGCUCUCUUUUAAAUUGCUCAUUGUUACUUGUUGUUUUCUGAUGGUUUUAGCACCAUUUGUUCAGGCUUGCGUGUGUGUUUUUCGGUCACACCCUCAUACAGUUUAAAGACCCUGUUUGACCUGCAACUGGAUCCUUGAGUCCCAGGCAUUUGGAAACUACUGGAUUAGGCAUUUGAUGGGUAACACACCCUGGGACACAAACAAUUACAUGAAAGUAAUCCUGGGCUCCAGUGAUCCUGCCCAUCAGACGAGGUGGUAGUGUCAAAGGGAUCGUUGUCAGAGGUUGUGCUUUUUUAAGCAAAAAAAGAAGACUGACCCAUCAAUAUGAAUCUAUGUGGUGCAAUCUUUCACAAAAGGCUAAUACAUAAAACGUUGCAUACUAUCAGAAACUUCUUUGCUAGUAUUACUAUUGUAUUGCAAUUAUUGUGGCCAAAUAUUUAAGUUCAACAUGGCCUCUUUAUAUUUAACUUUUCAACCUAACUCUUUCGUUUGGACCACUAUGGAGAUCACUUGAAAACAUACUUUUUUGUCACAUUAUAUGCAAUUUGUUAAUUACAACUGAAUGAUGUGUAGAUUCUCAUCAUCAAUAAUGCAGCCAUGAGAAAAGGGCUAGUGUUGCAGGCCUGCUAUGUUGUAGAUCUACCUGGCCAGCCACGUAGUGCUUAAGGCACACUACCAAAUGUGCACCUUAUGCACUGUAACAGGCAGCACCUGGCACUUCAAACUGCUCAGCAGCGAAAUGGGCAAGACAAAUAAACCUGAGUCAUGUGGUCACCCUGUCUCAUUGCGACACUCCCAUUGCAAAUACUCUCAUUUACACUCACUCUGCUCAGCUUUUAUACUCAUUGUAUGUUGCGUUUCCUGCAUGCUCUAUAACUAACAAACUUAUCAGACAUGUUGGGCUAUUUAGACUAUAUUAUUAUUUCUUUUAUUAAAACCUAUAUUAUUUUUAUAUCAAAACAUUUUCUAAUCAUGGUACUUCCUGUGAAUAAUGGAAACAUAUCACUCUCUUGCACCAUCUACAGCCAGCUUUCUGUUCAACAUGUGCAUAGGCCUCAGGCACUUGCAUCUUGUAUAUAUAUCCUGGCAAACUGCAUACCUUAUUUGCUAUUCCUCAUAGGCCAGGCGUGUUUUGUGCAUCUUUGUGUUCUUUGUUUGCUCUCAACCAAUAAUCAUAAGCAAAAAUAUGAUAAGAAGAAACUGGAUAAAGUUUGUUUAAAAUUACGUGACUUGCACUACCAACAGAUUUAGAGUAAACAGUCCUGGAUUAAACAUCAUCUGGAAAUUAUUUUAUUGCCGUUUUCUUUUAACCUAUUUGGAAUAGCAGAUGGACAGAGUGAACUAUGAGAGCCAAGUUUUCUUUCAAAAAUGCUGAACUGUACUGCAUUGGCAGUUUUGUUACUGUCCCAUAGUGUAAACCCCACCCAACCUUAACUCCAUGUAGAUUAAAAACAUGCUGGAACGAAACACAGCAGAUUUGCAGCAGGGAGUGUUUGCAGCCAGAUUCUCAUUGCCACACAAUAAGUCUCAAUCAUUCUUUGACCUGUGUUAAGAAUCCUCCCAGUAGAUAUACUGUACUAAGUGUACAUGCAAGUAUAUGGAUGUGUUUGAAAGGCUCAUUGGGUCAAAAUGUUUGUGAUUAUGGGACCAUUCCCAGGAUAUUGUGCAGGCUGCUCAUCACUGUGCGUUGAUGUGCUCUGUUUAUUUCCUGCCAAGUACUAGAGGGUGCGUGUUAAGCAUUUGGACUAAUUUCAGUCCACUGUCAUGUCCAGUAAACUCCACUAUGCUAGUAUUUCAACUUCAUAUGUAACGCUGUAUAAUUUUUGCUUAUUCUAUGUAACGUGUAAUGGCUAGUAUUGAAUAAAACUGUGACAAUAACGUA
This is a messenger RNA of Siniperca chuatsi (mandarin fish), 4471 nucleotides long. It is a transcript of the gene s100u, whose product is annotated as S100 calcium binding protein U. The transcript is spliced from 3 exons. The record is from RefSeq and is a predicted model, not a curated record. Lineage: Eukaryota; Metazoa; Chordata; Actinopteri; Centrarchiformes; Sinipercidae. Gene Ontology annotation, cellular component: perinuclear region of cytoplasm. Gene Ontology annotation, molecular function: calcium ion binding. The coding region runs from base 170 to 847 and encodes 225 amino acids.